CACCAAAACAGGAUAACAAAACAAAUAUCUGAGGGAAGAAAAGUUAGCGAAUCAAAUCGUUUUUGAGCUGACCUAUUUAAAUCAUCCGAUUUCGUUCAUUGCAAACCUCCCCCAGUGCCUUUUUGUGCGUUUUCCCAAAGCGCAAACGCGCGUCUUCCCACCUGCAGCUUGGGCGCGUUUGGGCAGCUGAUGAUUUUCAAUGACAGUUCAUCGAGCAGGGAAAAACGUGUGGAUCUGUAGUCGGUUCACACCCGACUUGUCACGGACAUAAUAGAUCAAGAGAGACACGAUAAGGCUGAGUUAUUAGAGCCUGACGCUCGAAGCGCAACAUCUGGAGAUCAGCAGCAUCAGCAGCAGCAGUCAUGGGCAACAGUGUGUCCGGAAUCAGAGCGCUGCACAGGGGACAGCAGAACAGAUUUCAAAGACUUCCAAACUCACAUAAAGACUCUCUGGGUGGACCAUUCCCCUCGACAGCUCACCGAUGCCACCACAAACCCAAACGCUGUUUACCCUUGCAUCCGUGCGGAGGAGUCCCGGUGAGCCCCCUUCUAUUCCACCCCAACGCUAAAGGCUCUCAGAUAGUCAUGGAUUUAGCACAAAGGAGCGUCAAACGGCAGGCCAGCUUCUGCAAUGCCAUCACCUUCAGCAACCGGCCCAUUGCUCUUUAUGAGCAAGUCCGCUUAAAGAUAACUAAAAAGCAGUGCUGCUGGAGUGGCGCUCUCCGCCUGGGCUUUACUUCUAAGGACCCGUCUCGAAUCAAUCCCGACAGCCUGCCCAAAUACGCCUGCCCUGACCUGGUAUCCCAGAGCGGCUUCUGGGCCAAGGCUCUGCCAGAAGAGUUUGCAAACGAAGGGAACCUUAUUUCCUUCUGGGUGGAUAAGAAGGGGAGAGUAUUUUACCGCAUCAAUGAUUCCAGCCCCAUGCUGUUCUUCAGCGGCGUUCGGACCACAGAGCCACUGUGGGCCCUCAUUGAUGUCUACGGUCUGACCAGAGGAGUGCAACUGCUGGACAGUGAAGUCGUCCCUCCAGACCUUCUCCGCCCACGAUCCUUCACCACAGUGCGUGGAUCCACCUCUUUACGACGUGAAGCAGACACCUCCCGUCUGUCCGUCAGUCUUUGCGAUCUUAACCUGCAACAAGAUGAUGCCAGGCUUCGACUGCCUCCCGCACCGGUCGCAUGUCCCAUUCCUCAAAAUUCCAUGAACUCCCAGCAGUCAUCGCUGCUUCCUCACACUUUGGAAUGUGACCUACGUUUCCACCAACUCCGAGGUGCCCACAUCAAAACCCUUAACGAACAGACUGUGGCCCGAUCCGAACACAAUCGUGAAGAACGCACGCUGGUCUUCACAGAUCGCCCGCUGCGAAUUGGCGAAACCAUCUUCAUCAAAGUCAUCAAGUCCAGCCCUGCUCGAUCUGGGUCUCUCUCAUAUGGUGUGACAUCAUGUGACCCAGCAGUGCUUCGCCCUAGCGACCUCCCUUACAAUCCUGAAGCGCUGGUAGACCGCAAGGAAUUCUGGGCGGUGUGCAGGGUGCCUACUGCUUUGCAGAGUGGCGAUAUCCUGGGUUUCCUGGUCACACAGGAAGGGGAAGUCAUUCUGAGUCAUAAUGGGAACAACGUGGGGAUGCAGGUGUGUGUGGACAACUCACGACCACUCUGGAUGUUCUUUGGACUGCAUGGUGCUGUCACGCAGCUGAGGAUUCUAGGCUCCACUUUCUUGGGUGAUGCUCGUGACCCGUCCACCCCUGGCUCGCCCUCUGCCUCGCCCCUCUCGCCCUCAGGCCUGUGCGGAGGAAGCCCAGAGCCCGGUCUCAACGAACGUGGCUGUUCUGCUGCCUUCUGCAGCUCCACUGAAGGAACAACACCCAACUCACCCGUCAGUCUCCCCAAAUCCCCCACUUUCCCAUCCGCCUCAGGCGCAUGGCCGGACGAGUGUUCAAUCUGCUACGAAAACACAGUGGACACCGUCAUCUACGCCUGCGGACACAUGUGUCUCUGCUACACCUGCGGUCUCCGUCUCAAAAAAAUGGCCAACGCUAGUUGUCCCAUCUGUAGGAGAGCUAUCAAAGACAUUAUAAAGACCUACCGGAGCACUUAGGAGGGAACCCAUUCACCCUCCCAAACCCAAGUCUCAUAAGGGCCAUUAAGGAUCUCUGCUAGAUCUCUGUUUCAAGAGAGGGUUGGUGUCACAGUUCAGGGACUUGCUCUGGCACUGCAUGGGUCUCCGCUCCCAUGGCGAUGACUUUUGAACCCUUGAACCUUCAAGGCUCAGGCAUCCAUUCACAAAAGGUCUUUCGUAUUUCAUGCUCAAGUCUCUGUUGCUAUGGUAACCAGUGAUGUUGCUGCUUUUUAGAAGCAUCUGGCUUUUCAACCGACGUAAGACAGUAUCUCAUCCAAUUCAGGUGGUUGCACAUCUCCAAUUUCUUCUACUCUCUCCGUGAGCCAUAAUAGACUGCAUAACAGACUCUCAUCCAUAGCAUAGCUGCAUAUCCUUUAAAGCUGGAAUCAUAUUCAAUACGGGGUGUUACAGUUAGCUAUUUUUUCCUUCUGCUGUCCGACCAGCUAAGGCACGUUCGACAUUGAAAUUCAUACAAGAACGUCUCAGCGUUUCACAAUUUUUGUCUGUGCCGGGCUGAGACAGAGACAGAGAUAAAGGUACAGUGCUUUCAUACCUCACCAUUUCAUGCUAGUUGUGUAACCGACAGCUUGCCCUUAUUACAUGCUCUAAAGUGAGUUGAUCUGGAGGUCUUUGUGCUUUGAUGACUAUUUGAUCAUGUGUUUCGUAACGUAAUAUGAAGCUUUGGUAGGUAGCAGGUCAGCUAAGGGUCCGCUAUAAUUUUGCUUAUGCGUGCAUUCAGCGAGCAGGACGUUGUGGUGGAGUUAAAGAGAUAUAAUUUGUUAAAACAAUACACGGGGAUGAUUAACCAGCGAGUCAUGUGGCAUACAUACAGUUAUGUAACAACUCAUUUAAAGAACAUUAAUAUUGGAUAUCUUAAUUAAUCCAACGGUGCUGGAAAAAGUGAUCUCCACAGAGAAGCGCGGUUGAAUAGAGCACCUCAUCUCACGACCUUAAAACAUGUUGGCCUAAUCAAACCUUGAUUUACUGUGAACUUGUUCUCGAUCUGCCGAUCGGAACACGCACACUCUGGGUUUUCUGCUAAAGCAAUUGCAAUGUUGCCAUGGAGAGCAAAAUCCAUGAAGAAGGAAAACAGCCUUGAGGCAUUAACCAAUGAAAGGGUCAUUUGUGGUGAGAGGAUAUUUGAUUUGCCCAGUUAAUCCAUAUUUCUCCCAGCCCCCCUCCGCUGACACUUUCUGUAGGCCACAAAUGGCGUGUAUGUGGAUAAUAGCGAGCGCAGGCCACCGAUGAAAUAGCAAAUUGAUUAAAAUGGAAUAUGUUUGGAAAAAAGCUGGCUUGGCGUUCGUACUGGUGCUGAGAAAGAAAAAGCAGGGUUCAAGUAGAUGAUCAAUUUCUUUUCGACUCACCCCUAAAGCCAAAUUCAACUAGCAUUUGACAGCAGACUCCAAGGUUAUUUAAGGACAAGUAUAGAAAGUUCAAUAUCAACACCAACAGCUGGAAAAGACUCUUUUAGAAAUCCUGAUUUAUGGCAAAUAAGCGAAAGAGGACACAAUAAUGCGCAUUUGUGGAUGUUCAAACAGCUAAUGAGUAAUAUCGGUGAACUACAAUGGACUGCAGGCUAAUAUUGUUCAUAACCAGCCAGUUAGCUUGUGUAAAGCAAUCGUGAUGACUGGCGCUUAAAUUCAUGCUGCUAUUAGUAUUAGCCAGCUCUCCUUCAGGCAAUUCUAACACCGUGUCGAGAAAACGUCCCGUCACUCCUGACGGGAUAUUCUGUUUUUGUUUGAAGUGGUGAUUCACUUUUGAAUGUUAUUUAUGUUAAUUAGAGGAACCUAUUAGCAUAGCUGUAUCUGAGGUGUUGCUAUAGCGCUUUGUUUUUAUUAUUAUUAUUUUUUUUUUUCCCUCUUUUUUGAAUUAUUGGACCGAAAUUAUGAUUGUAUAGUUUGCUUGUCAGUCCUCUGUGGUUUAUACGGAAGUGUAUUUCUUGAAUUUUGUGCUGGUUUUCUUGUACCCAACAAGCAGUACACCAAUCAGGGGCUUCGCAGGAAACAAUCAGAACCGGCUUUUUGUUGGAAGCAAGAUGAACUAAACAUUAUGUACACUCCCUAUGAUAUCAGGUGUUUUAUAACUUCACAGGCUACAUAUUUUGUUCUGAAUUGUCUAUUUAUGGUGAAGUUUUACUGAACUGAAAUUGAAAAAAGUUCAUGCAGUUCUGGAAAUGCCCAGAAGGCCCAAUAUUGUAUUUUUGGAAAACUUCAGCAAAUUGACAAAGUUUUUCAUCAUAUAAACCUUGCACUUUUUUAAAUAAAAUAAUUUUUAGUCACUUUAAAAGAUUAUCAAUAUUCCCCCAAAUGUAUUUUUCUUUUCACCCCACUUUUGUAUUUUAUGUCUUUUGCACAAUUUAGGGUGUAAUAUAAGGGCAAUCUUGUUUCUGUCACUUUAUAAAAUUUGAUUGUGAUUUGUUUUGAAAAAAUUACCAGUCUUUCUGUUGAUGUUUGGACAAAAUGAAAUGAAUCCUGUUUGAAUAAGUGUGCUAAUCUUAUCCUGCAUUUCUAUAAUUUCUUGUAAUGAAAUCACUAUAGAAUGGAAUUAUUUAUUUUACGUUCUCGCUUUUAACUCCUUGUUUUUCUGAGGACCUUCAGAGGACACGCAGUCCUUACCGUCGCGCCACAGUUGGAUUCACUUUUGAUUGUUGUCGACCCUGUAAUGUACUUUAUUUAUGUACCGCGUGUAGAGUACGACGUGUUGAAUCUGAUGUGUGUUGCAGAUUGUGUGGUAAAUGUCAUUUACCUUAUUUAGCUUUCCUGUUUUGGAAUUAUUUAGAUAUAAUGAAAACAGCCAUAUUCGCACACUGGCCAAUAAUUUGUUUCAGGAAAAAAAAAAAAAGUUUGAUGUUUUGUAAAGUAACCACAAAUGGGAUCAGGGAUUGCAUAAAUUAUCACCCCAACCUUAAAUAAUUUCAAUUUCAAUGUUGAUACAAUUUGAAUAUUUUUUCAAUGCUGAUGAAAACAGAAGCUUUUUUAUCUUAUUAUAUAUACAUGUUUUAAAAAAUGAUUGGGAUUGCUUUUCUUUAUCCUAUUAAAUGUUGUUUCCAGUGUGUUUCGUUCACUCAUUACCCCACAGUGGGACCAAACUAAUAAUGAAUCAAAAAGGUAUGAUUCCUCUUUCCCAGGGUUCAUUCAAGGGCUGUGAUAAUUGAAUCAUCGAUUCAUAGAGUCCACGAGGUCAGUAGUGAUUUAGUCACGAGAAAUGUCAGUUUUUGACUCAAGCCCUUGUUCAGAUUUGUUUUCUUCUUAAAGUCUGUGAUCAGUUUAUGAAGCGUUGUUUUGUCUGAGUCAAAGAUGACUGUCAAUAAACUUUGCAGAUGCGUUUCA
This is a messenger RNA of Labeo rohita (rohu), 5446 nucleotides long. RefSeq names its product neuralized E3 ubiquitin protein ligase 1Aa (gene neurl1aa). The record is from RefSeq and is a predicted model, not a curated record. The transcript has 6 exons. Gene Ontology annotation, molecular function: ubiquitin protein ligase activity. Lineage: Eukaryota; Metazoa; Chordata; Actinopteri; Cypriniformes; Cyprinidae. Gene Ontology annotation, biological process: negative regulation of Notch signaling pathway; nervous system development. The coding region runs from base 363 to 2096 and encodes 577 amino acids. Gene Ontology annotation, cellular component: plasma membrane; postsynaptic density.